This is a messenger RNA of Emericellopsis atlantica, 1286 nucleotides long. Its product is annotated as HAD-superfamily hydrolase, subfamily IA, variant 1. The record is from RefSeq and is a predicted model, not a curated record. The transcript has a single exon. NCBI's taxonomy places the organism in Eukaryota, Fungi, Ascomycota, Sordariomycetes, Hypocreales, Bionectriaceae. The coding region runs from base 279 to 1085 and encodes 268 amino acids.
AGGCUUCGUGAGCUAAAGUUGGGUAGGCCAAGGUACCUCGUUGGGGGUUCCGCAGGGCCGCAGGGCCCGAAAUCGGCGAGAUGGCAACGCGCAAACCUCUUGACAUCUGAACAACACCACCAUGUCGUCACCUGCGUGACCAUAUCUAUGCUCUUGGAAAACUGGUGCUCUUUGCUGUUCCUCCCGAAAGCUCUAGGCUAGCGCGCCUGUCACAGAUUACGAGCAUCCCACCAUCCAAGAGCAAGGUUCAAUCGCGUCCGUUCAGCUCACCUACCAAAAUGGAUACGAACAGUCCAUCAUGUUCUGUUAGCCAGGACAAAGUCUCGCGGCUACGAGCUACCUUUUUGGAGAAAUCAUGGAUUGGCUUCGAUCUGGACGAUACAUUGCACGAAUUCCGCCGCGCAUCCUCAGCAGCUGUGGGCAAGGUGCUCGCGGAGAUCUUUGAGCGAUACGGUACACCUGUGGCUGUGCUUAGAGAGGAAUACACCAAGAUUCUUCAGACUAGCACAGCAAAUGCAUUUUCUGAUGGCAAGACGUCUUUUCACUACCGCGCAGAAAGAUUUCGCCUCCUUUUGGAUCAUUUCUCCUUACCACAUGAUGCAGAGCUUAUGAAUCAGCUUCUGGAGUCCUAUGAAGCCACUCUAGUCGCCAACCUCGAGCUCAAGUGCGGAGCGCAAGGCCUCCUGUCGACCAUUAAGAGCAUGGGCAAAAAGAUCGUGGUGAUUACCGAAGGCCCGCAGGAUGCACAGGAGAGAACGGUUGACGCCCUCGGCAUCAGGAGCUACAUUGAGUUUCUCGCUACAACGAACCACUUCCGGGCGUCGAAGACCGACGGCCUGUUUCCGAGAGUCCUGGAGCACCUUGGCAUGUCGUCUGGUGAUGUGGCGUACAUUGGUGACAGUGAGCAGCGAGACAUGCAGCCUGCCACGGCCGAGAGCAUCUUCUCCAUCCAUCUCGCAGAAGGGAAGAAUGUGUCUUUGGAUUCAUGCCCGCCGAGGGUCAGCACAUUGAAGGAGUUGCAACAUAUUCUUUCGGCUGAAGAUGGUGGUACGAGCGACAGGAGCUAUUCUUCCUUUGCGCUUUAAAGUCACAACACUGAAGCUCCUGCGCUUGUUGUGUACUUGUUCGUGAGGACGUCACUUUCGUGAGGACAGAAGGAUGUCUUUCAAUGUAGAUCGCAAAAGAGAGCCAAGUCUCCGGUAGUGAGCACAGAGCACUCAGGCUCGUCCCCAAGUAGACCCUGCCCCACAUCCCACCCUGCGCCGCCAACCCAAGCCAAUCAAUCG